AUGCAGCUUGGGGAGCUGUGGUUGGACCUCCUGAUUCACUUCUCCGACUUGUGCAUCGGCGGCACCUUCGUCGUCGUGUUCCUGAAGCUGCGAAAAAGCAGAUCAGCAGCCGGAUUGUCCUUGCAGACCCUGGCGACUGUCGUUGGCGCGAGGGUCCUCCACUUGCUGAGCCACUACAUUGGGCUCCACUAUCGCCCGAAUGUGCUUCCGUGGCUGCUAUACCCGGCCAUUGAUGUGGCAAGCGCUUGCAUAGGCUGCGCUUUGCUUGGAUCCUUCCUCUUCUACUACUACCCAAGCUACGAGAAGGAGAAGGACAACUUCGGCAUACACAUCUUCGAGCGGUUUGAUCUUCUGCCGAAGAACAGCCCGCUGAAGACCAGUCCCGUGGUAGCGGCAAGCUUCCUCUAUGCCGUUGUGGCGGUUCUGGCAUUGAUGUGGUAUUUCGUGCGAAGAUCCCAGCACGGCUUCUGGGUCAGCUAUUUUUGUUGCUACUAUGAGGCUAUGGGUGCAGUAGCGCUGAUACCGCAGCUGUGGAUGUUCCACCAGGACAAGCGGGUUUCGCCCCUGCUGUCUUACUUUGUGGUGCUCACGGCCCUGAACCGCUUCUUCACGCUUUGCUUUUGGAUUUGCUACCCGCGCGUCUUCCUCUGGCGGUAUCCCGACAACCGCGGAGUUCAGAUGGCGUCAGAGACGAUGAACAUCCUGAUCCUCUCGGACUUCCUCUUCUACUGGGCCCGCUCCAAGCUUCGAGGUGAUUCCGAAGUGAUCAUAGGUGAUGGAGCGCAGAUGGUGUGA
This is a messenger RNA of Symbiodinium natans, 795 nucleotides long. The record is from the annotation of a GenBank genome assembly. NCBI's taxonomy places the organism in Eukaryota, Dinophyceae, Suessiales, Symbiodiniaceae.